UCCUUCACUCCCUCAGUUUUCACUCCAUCUUCACUUCUGGCAACUGCUAUGAAAUUCUCUUGAAAUCGAAGCAAAGAAAGAAAUAUUUUCCUCGAAAUCUGUUUGUUUUGAGGGAAAAUGGUUUCACUCGAAGAUUCUCACUCUAAUUCGAACCGGUUUCCGUUGUCUCGAAACUUCUACGGUCUAUCCUCGGCUUCGACCACCAAAAUUCACCGUCACGUCGGCCGUUCUAUGCGUACCAUACGCUCCAAUCUCUACCAAAGCGAUAACAGCUGUUCCUUCACUAGCUCCGUCCCCGAAAGUUCUGGAUUCAUUUCGGAGAAUCUGACGGAAUCUGUCAUCGAUAUGCGACUCGGCGAACUCGCCGCCAAAACCAACAGCAGAUCGCUCAAGUCCGAGUCGGAAAAUGAGGACUUAUUGGAUAUUUCGCAGGCCUUCAGCGAUUACUCGGCUUGUAGCAGCGAUAUCUCCGGAGAGCUGCAGAGGUUAGCGAGCUUACCAUCGCCUGAAAACGCCUUGAGAAAUGGAGUGGAGCCGGAGUCGGAACCUGAGCCGUGUCACGGCUUUUUACAAAGAGACAGUUUCUCAACCGAAAUUAUGGAGAGUAUUUCUCCUGAGGAUCUCCAACCGACGGUCAAGAUCUGCAUAGACGGCCUGCGAUCUCCGUCCAUUGCGGUGAAGCGAUCGGCUGCGGCGAAGUUGAGGUUAUUAGCCAAAAACCGGUCAGAUAAUCGCGCGUUGAUAGGAGAAUCCGGUGCAAUCCCCGCUCUAGUUCCGCUUCUGCGAAACAGUGAUCCUUGGACUCAGGAGCACGCCGUCACAGCGCUGCUUAAUCUCUCCCUAUAUGAAGGGAACAAAACCUUGAUCACAAAUGCUGGAGCUAUAAAGUUAUUUGUGUAUGUUUUGAAGACGGGAACCGAGACGUCCAAGCAAAAUGCGGCCUGUGCGCUUUUGAGUUUAGCGUUGAUUGAAGAGAACAAGAGCUCAAUUGGAGCAUGCGGGGCAAUCCCUCCCCUGGUGUCCCUUCUAAUGAACGGGUCGAACAGGGGAAAGAAAGAUGCACUGACGACGCUGUACAAAUUGUGUUCCUUGAAGCAGAAUAAGGAGAGGGCUGUGAGCGCCGGGGCGGUGAGGCCGCUAGUGGGACUGGUGGCGGAGCAGGGAACUGGGAUGGCUGAGAAGGCGAUGGUGGUUCUCAGCAGCCUGGCGGCAAUCGAAGAGGGGAGGCAGGCUAUCGUAGAGGAAGGUGGAAUUGCUGCUCUGGUAGAGGCAAUUGAAGAUGGUUCUGUGAAGGGGAAGGAAUUUGCAGUAUUGACGCUGUUGCAGCUGUGUGCGGAUAGCGUGAGGAAUCGUGGAUUGCUUGUCAGGGAAGGUGGGAUCCCUCCCCUCGUUGCUCUUUCUCAGACUGGCAGCAUCAGGGCGAAGCAUAAGGCGGAAACACUUCUUGGGUAUCUGAGAGAACCAAGACAACAGGCCUCUUCAUCCAGUCCUUGAGGGAUGUAGUCCAAUUACCGAGGGAGGUAAUGAUAUUAGGUUGUUGGUUGUUUUAUGUAUAUAGAGAGUGUUUUUUUGGUGGUUUGUACAGUGUGGUUGAUAAAUUUGAGAAUGGUUGAUAAAUUUGAGAAGAGUGAUUGUAGAAGUAAAAAUUAAAAAGGAAAUUAGGGGAAGGAUAGUGUGUGAGACACUGAGAUUAUAGAGGUAUCAUUUUGAUUAGGUCUUGGGGGGAUCUUCUGUUCCUUCUUUUUGACUAGUGUUUCUCCGGGGUGGAAUAUGUUUGGCUUGUGGGAUUUUGGUCGAUGAGAUUUGGGUUAUUUCCUUGUGUUUUGUUUGGGUGACCCAAAUUCAUAUAGGUCUAAUGACUACUGAUUGUCUGGUUUUUUAAUCAGUGAUUAUGAAGAGCAUGCAGAUAUAUGCUUCUAGUUCUGGCAUUUUGUUUUCAUGUAAAUUCUCUUUGUCUGGGUUGCAUCUUGUAGCUUAACUACUUGAGCAUUAUAUCUGGGAAAGGAUAAUAUGAAAGUUUGAUUCAUAUUCCGCUUCUCUGAAUUUCUGUCUUGGCUCUUGAGGAUGGUCUAGAUCCUUCAAUGCAAAGAGUAAACUUCUGGUUCUGGAUAUGACCUUAACCAUUUUAUCUUAAUCCUACUGAUUAACAUGGUUUUCUCCCCAUUCCCUUGUUCUUUAAGCUACCGGAUUACUUUCAGCGCCAGUGCUGGGGAAUGAAUAUGGCAGUAGUAAAAGUUCUACGUGGAUGGCUAUUUUUGCGCUGGCAAUGGUAGGGGCUCCAGAUCUGCUUAUAUUUUGUGUAAAGUAGCUCAUCUACUAGGCGCGGCCAUCUCCUUCUAUUUGUCCAUAUACCAUAUGUUUAGCAAUUGCAAUUCCAA
Molecule: messenger RNA, 2378 nt
Organism: Rubroshorea leprosula
Lineage: Eukaryota; Viridiplantae; Streptophyta; Magnoliopsida; Malvales; Dipterocarpaceae
Source: the annotation of a GenBank genome assembly